UGUAACGAUGUCACUGUUAGCGAGGGUAAACGCAUACAACCGUUAUUUAAGCACAUGAUCCACAGCAGGUACCACACGCUCAUGUUCAUCGCCAUGGUAUAUACACCCAUUUCAUUCUCAAUCGCGUACCUCCAGGUUCCGAUUGCGCUUAUGAUCCUUGAUGGGUCACUGGCGCUCCCUAGCGAGCAGGAGAUGAACCAGGACACAGAAGCGGACUACCUCGAUCGGUUAGCUAGCGGACAGAAACCCCGCCACGCCCACAUUUAUCUAUUCCCUCCCCGCUGGUCUCCGACUUCAUACUGCGAUGAGAUUGCUACCUUUGCAGCCAUUGCAAAUAUUUUGGAGCCAAAGUACCGAUUUUUUCAUUCUAUCUUUGCUGAUAUACGUAAAAAUGUGAUGACGUUUAGGGACCAUGAUUACAGUGAACCUGAACCGGAUCAUAAUCGUGACUAGAAAAAGUGACUAUAAUCGAUCUA
This is a messenger RNA of Priapulus caudatus, 476 nucleotides long. RefSeq lists its product as uncharacterized. The record is from RefSeq and is a predicted model, not a curated record. NCBI's taxonomy places the organism in Eukaryota, Metazoa, Priapulida, Priapulimorpha, Priapulimorphida, Priapulidae. The annotation marks the transcript as partial. The transcript has a single exon.